AUGGGCGAAUAUCAAUCAUCCCAAUCCAUGCGGCGGCCCAAUUUCCUGGUCAUCGUCGCCGAUGAUCUCGGUUUCAGCGAUUGCAGUUGUUUCGGUUCUGAAAUCUCGACGCCCAACAUCGACGCACUCGCCGCAGAUGGCGUGCGCUUCACAUCGUUCCACGUCGCGGCGGCGUGCUCACCGACGCGCGCCAUGCUGAUGACGGGCACCGAUCACCAUCUGACUGGCCUCGGGCAGCUGUCGGAGUUUGUGCGUUCGUCACCCGCACAUCAGGGACAACCCGGUCACGAAGGUUACCUGGUCGACAGCGUGGUGGCUCUCCCAGAGUUGCUUCGCGACGCCGGCUAUUUUAAUGUCCUGUCUGGCAAGUGGCACCUGGGUCUGAACAAGAAACAUGGGCCGGCAGCUCGGGGGUUCGAUCGAUCGUUCGCACUGCUGCCGGGCUGCGCAAAUCAUUACGGGCAUGAACCCCAAUAUGAAGAUGCCGUCAACGAACCUCCCCCCUUCAUGGAGACGGCGGUGACGGGUCUUCACUCCGAGAACGGCGAAUACGUCAAGAACACCCCCAAGGAUUUCUAUUCCUCCGACUUUUAUUCAGACAAGCUGAUCGAGUAUCUCUCUUCACGAAACGAGGAAGAGCAGGCCAAGCCUUUCUUUGCAUACCUGCCCUUUUCCGCUCCACACUGGCCGCUCCAGGCACCGAAAGCCUCCGUCGACAAGUAUCGAGGGCUGUACAGUGAUGGACCGGCCGCCCUGCGCGAACGACGCCUCGCCAAACUCAAGGAGAUGGGUCUGGUCGCACAGGACGUCGUCCCUCACGAGGUCGUCACCGUGGAAGGCGAGCCGCCGGAGUGGUCCCAGAUGGUUCCUGAAGAGCGAGAGAAAUCGGCGAGAUGCAUGGAAGUGUUCGCCGGCAUGGUCGAUCGCAUGGACGAAAGAAUCGGCAAGGUGAUCAACCAUCUAAAGGAGACCGAUCAGUACGACAACACCUACAUCAUGUUCAUGUCGGACAAUGGGGCAGAGGGGGCUAGCUACGAGGCGUCACCCGUGCUGGGCGAUUCCCUGAUCCCGCACAUCCAGAAAUACUACGACAACUCUCUGGACAACAUUGGCCGGGCCAACUCUUUCGUCUGGUACGGGUCGAGGUGGGCACAGGCCUCCACGGCGCCGGGGCGGUUGUACAAGAUGUAUUCCACGGAAGGCGGGUGCCGGGUGCCCUUGGUCGUCAAGCCGGCCGUGAGCGACCUGAGAUGCGCCGGGUCCGUCACGGACGCCUUUUGCACGGUCAUGGACGUCGUGCCCACCAUUCUCGAGCUCGGUGGCACCAAGCACCCGGGCGGCGUCUACCGCGGUCGAAAGGUGCAGCAGGUGCGCGGCAAGAGCUGGGGUUCGUUCUUGGACAGCCUCACGCAGUCCGACGAUAUCCGGAACCUCACCAUCCACGACGACGAACACGUCACGGGCUGGGAAAUCUGUGGCAGCGGCGCCCUCCGCAAAGGCCGCUACAAGAUCACCUUUGUUCCUCGGCCUCGUGGUCCACAGCGGUGGGAGCUCUUUGACGUCGUCGGCGACCCUGGCGAGACCCGAGAUAUUGGUCCCGAGAACCCUGAACUGUUGGCCACGCUGCUCGAGGCGUGGGACAAGUACAAAAAGGAUGUGGGUGUGGUCGGACUGGCCGGCGAAUUUGACCAAGCAGAGCAACCCGUGGACGAAUUCGAGGACUUCGGAAAAUGCAUCAGGUUCGUCGGUAAAGAUCCGUCUCUGGUGCCGGAGAACCUUCGUCACCUUGUGCCCACUUGA
Exophiala oligosperma is the source of this 1800-nucleotide messenger RNA. RefSeq lists its product as uncharacterized. The coding region runs from base 1 to 1800 and encodes 599 amino acids. NCBI's taxonomy places the organism in Eukaryota, Fungi, Ascomycota, Eurotiomycetes, Chaetothyriales, Herpotrichiellaceae. The record is from RefSeq and is a predicted model, not a curated record. Gene Ontology annotation, molecular function: arylsulfatase activity. The transcript is spliced from 2 exons.